AUGGGGCGAGCGAGUGGAGGAGAAGAAGAAGUGACGGGUUCCAGGGGAAAUUUUGGACGCAAAUGGUUUACGGACUGCGCUUGUUGUGAUCUGAAACAUCCUGCGAACUGGAUCCUGUUCUGGAUGGAGUUGGCGUGGGGGGAGAUAGGGAGGGGAGGGGGGAAGGGAGGAGGGGGGGUGCUACAUUUAAAGCAGUUUCUUAGCAACCGUUGGCGAGGGGAAGCAGAGCUGGAAGUUCUACUGCAGGAGAUCACCAGGAGGAGGGAUGUCCUCUUCAGCAGCCUCUGUGCAGGAUGCAACAACACCAACAAAAAGGAGGCCUGGAAGGAGGUCUGGAGAGCAGUGGAUGCAGAUUCAGGAGAGGGGCGCACAAUAGAGGAGGUGAAAAAGAAAUGGUUCGACCUUAAAUGCGAAACAAAAAAAAACAUUGCAAAGUUCCAUCGGCAAAUGCAACUGACCGGAGAGGCGACCCCCCUGUCCGAGCUGGACCAGCGCAUCGGGGCCAUCAUCGGGGAGACGCCACUCUCCGGAGUACCAUUCACUCUUGACACAAACCGGGGCAUCAAUGCAGAGCUGCCCCCCCCUUCCUGGGCCGCUGCUAUUAUGGAUGAAUCAGAAGUCCUGCAGAGCCAAAUCAAAACAGAACCAGAACUAGAAUGGACGGAGCCCUCCUGCAGCAGCACAUCCACACGAGCCCCUCCCUCUCCACCACCACGCUUGAUGUCGGACGUGGAACUGAACAACCAGGAACGGAUCGCAGACACGCUGGAGAAGAUCGCUGCAUCACUGGAUACCAUUUCAAAAACUCUUUACGAUAUGAAUAAGAAUUUAAAAAGAAAAUGA
This is a messenger RNA of Knipowitschia caucasica, 843 nucleotides long. Lineage: Eukaryota; Metazoa; Chordata; Actinopteri; Gobiiformes; Gobiidae. The record is from the annotation of a GenBank genome assembly.